Molecule: messenger RNA, 1011 nt
Organism: Glossina fuscipes
Lineage: Eukaryota; Metazoa; Arthropoda; Insecta; Diptera; Glossinidae
Product: malate dehydrogenase, mitochondrial-like
Exons: 4
Coding region: 1-1011 (336 amino acids)
Biological process (GO): carboxylic acid metabolic process; tricarboxylic acid cycle
Cellular component (GO): mitochondrion; cytoplasm
Molecular function (GO): L-malate dehydrogenase (NAD+) activity
Source: RefSeq, a predicted model, not a curated record
AUGUUGAAACAAUUUGUUAAACAACUUACCGUCUCAUCCAUGCGAAAAUUUUCUACCAGUGGACAGAAAAAUUUUCGAGUUGCUGUGUGCGGUGCGUGUGGUGGCAUUGGGCAGCCAUUAUCCUUAUUAUUAAAAAGAAAUCCACUGAUUUCUGAGUUACGGCUAUAUGAUAUCUCACGCGUUCCCGGUGUGGUUGCGGAUCUGGCACACGUUGACACGAAAGUCCGAGUGUGUGGCUUCAUGGGACCAGAUGAAAUUUGUGGCGCCUUGGAAUGUGUCGAUGUUGUUGUUGUAUCUGCGGGGGCUCCUCGUAAGCCCGGCAUGUCUCGUGACGAUCUCUUCAAGAUCAAUGCUUGUACUGUAAAGGAUAUAACUAAAGCCAUUGUAGCGAAAUGUCCCAAAGCACUUGUUGCCAUUAUUACUAAUCCUGUUAACACUUGCGUCCCCAUUGCAGCUGAGAUAAUGAAGAAUGAUGGCGUCUACGAUCCGAAACGCUUAUUCGGCGUGUGCACUUUAGACAUUGUGCGUGCUCGUACUUUUAUUGGUGAAGUUAAUGGCGUUGACCCCAAAAAAGUUGAUAUUUCCAUUAUUGGCGGUCAUUCCGGUGUUACUAUUAUACCUGUUUUAUCGCAGGCGAAUCCUGCCUUUAAAGGUGAUCAAGCUGCCAUUGAAAAGAUGACAAAGCGCAUACAAGAAGCCGGUACAGAGGUGGUUACAGCUAAGGCUGGAGUAGGUUCGGCUACGUUAUCUAUGGCCUACGCAGCCCAUAGGUUUACUAAUUCUUUGCUUAAGGGCUUAAAGGGCGAGAAAAACGUGAUGGAGUGCUCAUAUGUAGAGUCCAGUGUUACCGAAGCUAGCUUCUUCUCUACACCUUUGGUUCUGGGUAAAAAUGGAAUCGACGCAAAUUGCGGACUGCCUAAACUGAGUGAGUAUGAAAAGAAACUGUUGGAGAAGGCCAUACCGGAAAUAAAAAAGGAUGUUCAGAAGGGCAUUGAAUUUGCCAAAAAAUAA